AUCACUCUGGUUGUAAUUCCGAUAGUGUCCACAAGAUGGGCAAAUCAUGAUGGAGACAUUCACAUUCAUAUAACAUUUUUCUGCAAGAAUAUCGUCAAAUCUGUAUACUUGGACUUUGAUUUAGCUUUCCAAGUAUUAGUAGCCAUAUUAUAAGUUCAACAUUUGCAAAACAACCAGUUUUCAGAACUUUAUAACUGAGUAUAUUUAUAAUUUUUGUCCAAAAUGAAAAGGCAUGCUGUCGUACAAGGUUAGUAGCUACAUUUUACGACAUAUACAUGGUUUCCGGAUACUCCCGUAAAGCCCAGCUCAUUGGCUAUCCAGCUAGCUCUGUUUUACCCCAAUUGGUGCUUGUAGGGGGUGCGUACUGGCGGCAAAGAAGUCAGGCGCAGGAGAGCAAAAACUGAUUUACAACGGCGCAGUUUAAUAAACAAAACCACCGUAAACAGAACAAUAAAUAAAUGGGUAAACAAAACCCGUUACACACCAGCAUAACGUGCACAAGCACUACAAUAAACAAUUCCGGACAAGGACAUGGGGGGAACAGAGGGUUAAAUACACAACAUGUAAUGAUGGAAGUUAAACCAGGUGUGUGGGAAGACAAAACAAAUGGAAAAUUAAAGGUGGAUCGGCGAUGGCUAGAAGACCGGUGACGUCUACCGCCGAACGCCGCCCGAACAAGGAGAGGGACCGACUUUGGCAGAAGUCGUGACAGUGCUGUUUUGACAAAGAUACAGUCAUUCAGGUGUUGAGCGCCCGCGUCAUCGCCGUGCCAUGAAGGCAUUUCUCUUUGACCAAAUAUGGUGUCCUAUAGGAUAUACUACACCCUUAAUGAUAUGGUGAAGUCUUGUUACCUUCUAGGAUCUCUGAGGAAUCCACACGAACGUCAUUUGACUCGUUGAAACAACGUUUAUUCCUGUUAGCUUAACACCAUGACUAUCGGGAUUUUUGGCACGUGGGACCAUCAGUUCAAUGCCACUGAGCAAGCACUCACAGAUAAGAUCAAGAACAACCCUUGCUAUCCAUUCGCUAUAGUGAAGGACGUGUUUGUUCUUGAAUACCUGCAUGAAAACAUCUGGAAAGGUUCACUGCUACUGAUCGCUUCCACCAUUGGAACUGCCUGUUACAUGAACAUGGAGUUUGGGGACCAUCACAAGUAUACUGGGUUCCUGGUGUUCAGCAUGUGUCUCUCUCUGUGGCUGGUCUGUUCCGGGGCCUUCCGCCGGCGCCUGGUGAUCGAUCACAAGAAGAAGGAGUACCGCUACUACAUCCACACACACCUACGCCACAGGGGCCCCUUGCACCAGAUCUACAUACGCAUGAUAGCGCAGAAGAGUGGACAGGUACUGCUGAUGUACAAGCUGAUGCUGAAUGGAUACAAGAUUGAAGAGAGGGAACUCAGUGGCUUCUCAGAGAAAUAUGAGCUGUUGGAGUGCCAGGGCAAGAGGAUAGCGACGAAACUCAACCUCAAUUACUUUGACUACCAGGACACUUCUAAACGCCACCUUGUCAUCCACAGGCCCACAAUCAUUCUGUCUGCUAACAAUGAUCGCAACAAUCCACCUGUCUGAGGAUGAGGAAGUUCCUCUGUGAUCAAUCACGUGGUGCUGUCAGUGUCCCUGCCAUGUAGCCUUUACCCUAUCCUUAUUCCAUAAACAGACCAAAUUUUAAAUAUUGUGUUUCUAACUGUAAUCAAAUGUCUCUGUGUCUUUUUCAUGAUAGUUUUCUGAAAUAUCUCUUGAAAUCAUUGAUUUGGUCUUCAUCCUGUAACACCAACACAGUUCUUGAGAAUGUAAGAAUGAAACACUAACAAUGUUUUACUAGCCAGAUCCCGCCUUCCUUCUAGAAUGACCCAAUGAAAAUACAGAAAUAGACAUUCACAUAAAUUUAACAGGGCCAGUGUGUUUAUCGCAGCGCAGCGGUCUAAGGCACUGCAUCUCAGUGCUUGGGGCGUCACUACAGACACCCUGGUUCGAAUCCAGGCUGUAUCACACCUGGCCGUGAUUGGAGUCCCAGCGGCGCACAAUUGGCACAGCUUUGGCCGGGGUAGGCCAUCAUUGUAAAUACGAAUUUGUUCUAAACUGACUUUCCUAGUUAAAUGAAGGUUAAACAAAAAAUGUUUUAAAAAAAUUCAGGGUUGCCAUGUUCAUGAUAUUCUAGCCAAUUGGGCUACUUUGAAAACGAUGUCGCUGGUGAAAAUCUAGUGAUCGUAGGGGGCGGGUUUUUGGAAUAAUUCUAAAUUGCACUGCGGCUGCCAUGGCAUUUAUCUUUAAAAAUAUUAAUACAGUAUAUUUCAUUGUGACCUGCUGCUGCUGACUAUCAGGCAGUGACUAGGCUGUUACAGGGGGAGUGGAGGGG
This is a messenger RNA of Oncorhynchus nerka (sockeye salmon), 2355 nucleotides long. RefSeq names its product cation channel sperm-associated auxiliary subunit TMEM249. The record is from RefSeq and is a predicted model, not a curated record. The transcript has 6 exons. NCBI's taxonomy places the organism in Eukaryota, Metazoa, Chordata, Actinopteri, Salmoniformes, Salmonidae. The coding region runs from base 930 to 1568 and encodes 212 amino acids.